AAUUAUGAAUAUGUGCACUUGUGAAAAUUGUAAUUCACCAUGUGUCCUUACUACGCGUGGUGACACUAUUGAUGGGAAAACGUGGGUCUGUAAAAGGAGGAUAUCAGUUCAUAACUCUUUGUUCUUCGAAAGAAGCCAUAUUUCACUGUACAAUAUCGUUUUGAUCAUUUAUUGCUGGUCACACAUGCGUUUCAUAAACAGUCGGACUACAGUCCUAGAUUGGUGUAAUUUCUGUUGUGAAGUAUGUGACGUUUGGCUUCAACAAAACCCAAUGGAAGUUGGCAGUGUUGAUGGUAAUUCAAUAAAGACGAGCAAGACAUUUGUUCACUUUUAUCUCCCCCUUAAUUUUUGUCUACUUUUUAAAACUCCUUAUACUUAACAAUUACCGCAAAAGUGACAAAUGAUGUUUCUCAUGAGAGAAACAUCUUAUCCUUCACUAUUCAGUAGUUUCAUAUAUCUUCAGCAGUUCUCAAAGUCGACUUGGGCGGAAUUUGAACUAAGAACGUCCUCAUGAUUUUGCCAGCUUACCGCCUCAAAAAAAUAUGGAAUUUCCCGGCAGGGAAUGAAAACAUCGCUUCCCGGGAGAAAGAGAGUUGGGAAAGUGAAGUGAAAUGACGUUUAUUUUUAGCAUUCACGGGUUCCACACAGUGAUCUCUCAUAUUGUUUAUAUUUAAAUAUAAACAAAAAAGAAAAGAAAGUGAGUAGAGCCAUCUGUUGGAUAAUUCAGGAAGUAAAUUUUAUAAAGGGAAACAACUUAGACAAACUGUCGUUUCCAACGGGUACUGUCUCGCUGUUCACAUUUUGAAAACGAAUAUCAGACAACUGUGACAUCAAAGAAUUUCUUACAUCAAAUUAAUCAUCAACAUUAAUUACCUCUUAAAGACUACAGAAAAACGUUACAUGCAACAAAUAUAUAACUCAAUGGUAAACUACAGUGAAAUAUUUCUUCUGAAUGAAGAUUAAUGGCAGCAUUUCUCUCCUGUACAGUCUGCAUUAUGUACGGGAUGAAAUUGCCUUCUCAUAAUUAAAUUUUGAUGAAGUUUCAAAUAUGUUUGUGGCAUUUUCAGAUAUUGAUGAAAAUCAGAAUUGAUGGAUUAUUAGCCAUAAAACAUUUGAAAUAAAUGAACAGUAAAAAGUGAAACAACAAAAUAAACAUUGUUCUGAGAAGAGAAAACUAUUGAAACAAUGAAUAAUGUUACAGACUUAAAGGAUUGAUACAUUAUUUUGUUGAAGAGAUGCAAAAAGAGACUGAAAAAUCUUCAUACCAUUGUGGUGUCUGUCAAAAAUCAUUUUCUCUGGAACGUAACCUCAUUAAACACAAAUGUAUUAAUAGAGAUGAGAAACCAUAUCGCUGUGAUAUCUGUGGUAAAUCAUUCUCUAAAAAUGAUGGUCUCAGUAGACAUAAACGUAUCCAUACAGGAGAGAAGCCAUAUCAGUGUGAUAUCUGUGGUAUAUCAUUCUCUGAAUUUGGUCACUUAAGUAACCACAAACGUACUCAUACAGGGGAAAAACCAUAUCACUGUGAUAUUUGUGGUAAAUCAUUCACUAGAAGUAGUCUCUUGACUACACACAAAUGUAUUCAUGCACGUGAAAAUCCUUAUCACUGUGAUAUCUGUGGGAAACCAUUCACUGAUAUUCACAACUUAACCAGACACAUCCGUAUUCAUACAGGAGAAAAACCCUAUCAGUGUGACAUCUGUGGGGAAUCAUUCUCUAGAAAUGAUGCUGUCACUAGUCACAAACGUAUUCAUACAGGAGAGAAGCCACAUCACUGCGAUAUCUGUGGUAAAUCAUUCUCUGAAUCUGUUCACUUAACUUACCACAAACGUACUCAUACAGGAGAAAAACCAUAUCACUGUGAUAUCUGUGGUAAAACAUUCUCUGAAUCUGGUCACUUGACUAAACAUAAACGUACUCAUACAGGAGAAAAACCCUAUCAGUGUGACAUCUGUGGUAAAUCAUUCUCUAGAAAUGACGGUCUCACUAAUCAUAAACGUAUUCAUAUGGGUGUGAAGCCAUAUCAGUGUGAUAUUUGUGGUAAAUCAUUCUCUCAAUCUGGUAACUUAACUAAACACAAACGUACUCACAGGUGAUUAGCUAUAUCAGUGUGUUAGAUAUUUUUCUGAAAGUACUCAUUUAACUAAAUCUAAGCACAUUCAUACAGAGAAGCUAUAUGACUGAUAUCUGUAGCGAAUCAUUCUCUCAACUGACUUUACUAAACACAUAUGUGUUCAUACAUGAGAAAGUCCAUAUCACUGUGACAUCCAUUGUAAGUCAUUCUAUAUAAAUGGUGCUUUAUGUAGACACAAACAUUCAUACACAAAAGAGGCCAUACCAAUGUGAUAUCUGUAGUAAAUCAUUCUGUAAUUUAAAUACCUUAGUUACAAACAUAUUUAUACAAGAAAUCAAUAUAGCUGUAUUAUCUGUGGUAAAUCAUUCACAUGAAGGUUUCAUUUUACUAAUUUAUGCAUUCAUAUGGGAGAUAAACCAUAUCACUGUGACAUCUGUGAUGUAUCAUUUUCUCAAAGAAACGUUUUACAUACUCACAAAUGUAUUCAGACAGGAGAAAAGUGAUAUUGUGAUAUCUCUGAGAAAUCAUUCCCUGGCAAAAGAUUAUCUCCCCACUUAGCUAUCCACUUAGAAGUAUAACUGUAUUAUUAUCCAAAUUCAUUAUCUCACACAAUGAUAAACCUCUCAAGUCAAUUUUUUAUUCACUGAAGCAAUAUGUACCCUCGACUCUUCCUAAUCAAUAAUCUUUUGUUUCCUAUUUUGAAAUAAUCUUUGAAAGCUUAAUGCUUUUCUUGAUGCCAGCCAUUUAGUCACCUUUUACAUUACAUAAGCAAGGCAUGCCAUACCUUUAUUGUAAAACCAAUAUACACAGUUAUCGUCUAAGUUUAUUUAGUGAGAAGUUAUGUAAUUAUGCUGUUUUACAUAUAACUACUACUGUGUUGACAUAAUUGUGGUAACUUUGGUAACUUACUGCUGUAUUAUUUGUAAUAAAAAUCGUUUAUUCAC
Octopus bimaculoides (California two-spot octopus) is the source of this 3015-nucleotide messenger RNA. RefSeq lists its product as uncharacterized. Gene Ontology annotation, molecular function: DNA-binding transcription factor activity, RNA polymerase II-specific; RNA polymerase II cis-regulatory region sequence-specific DNA binding. Lineage: Eukaryota; Metazoa; Mollusca; Cephalopoda; Octopoda; Octopodidae. The record is from RefSeq and is a predicted model, not a curated record. Gene Ontology annotation, biological process: regulation of transcription by RNA polymerase II.